Messenger RNA from Eurytemora carolleeae, 801 nucleotides. RefSeq names its product troponin I. The transcript has 2 exons. Bases 82 to 354 code for a protein of 90 amino acids. Gene Ontology annotation, cellular component: troponin complex. NCBI's taxonomy places the organism in Eukaryota, Metazoa, Arthropoda, Copepoda, Calanoida, Temoridae. The record is from RefSeq and is a predicted model, not a curated record.
GGCCGGGCAGAAUACAAUCAGUGGAGUUCUAUAUCCUCUGUUCAGUAGCUUAGCUUCAACCCAGCAAACUACUCAUCAGAUAUGGCCAUCCCAGACGCAGUUAAGAGCAAGGUUGGGGACAUGCCCAAUGUAGGAGAGAUGGACAAGGAUGCCUUGGCUGCCCUCAUCAAGCAGCUAUACGACCAGUCCUGCUCCGUCUUUGCCGAGAAGUUCAACAUGGAGCAUGAGAUCAAGAAGAACGAGAUGGAGAUCCAUGCCCUUGAACUGGAGGUCAACGACAUGCACGGCAAGUUCAUCAUUCCUCAGUUGAAGAAGGUCAACAACUUCAAGCUGAUGGGUGGAGAAGAGGCCUAAACUGAGUAAAAACUGGAAAUAACUUGUUUUAUAUCCAGCUCACAUACUGAAUAUGAAAUGGACAUAGCCGGAAUUGAACCAGUGGAACAUGCUGGCAAUUACUGGUUUUGGAACUGGUUGUUCAAACUGGACAUCAAGGAUAAACAACCAGUUUUAAAACUGGUUUCACGAACUGGAUACAGACUUGAAAAAACCGGUUUGAGUCAGGUUGGCUAUGGCUCUCUGUUACUCUAAUUCCAACCUUCUUCUAUCCACCACUGUAAAGCUUCUUCAAACAAUUCUCUUGCAUUCCUAGAACUCCAUUUUGAAUUCUAAUUGUGAAACCAAAACAAACUAACUUUCCCCGUAAACAAGAGAACAUCUCAAUACAUGAAUGGGCUCACUGCUAUAUAGAUAUGUAUGUAAAAAAGUGUAUUUUAUUGUAGAAUAAACAAUUUAUCAAAUUUG